Talaromyces marneffei is the source of this 594-nucleotide messenger RNA. RefSeq lists its product as uncharacterized. The record is from RefSeq and is a predicted model, not a curated record. Bases 1 to 594 code for a protein of 197 amino acids. The transcript has 2 exons. Lineage: Eukaryota; Fungi; Ascomycota; Eurotiomycetes; Eurotiales; Trichocomaceae.
AUGGGAGUCCUUUACACUACUAGUGGUCAGGUUCCUCAGAUCCCUAAGCUUUCUAGUCUUGAAUAUGUCAAUGGACCUUCUACUGAACGUGGAUUCUACGUCUGGAAUGGCUCUAUAAUCUAUCUAACCCGUCACCACAAGGCAAAACGGUCGACGAAUCGCGAAUUCUUUGUGGUGCGUUUCUUGCCGGCUCGGGGCGGACGGCUCCUCUAUCAAUAUCUCGUGUACAUCCGCCCUUUCAUGCAAAUGUUGAAGGAUGAGAUGACUGGGCUAGAAAUCCAAGCUCGUGAAGAGUAUAAGGGGUCUUAUAUCUUCUGUCCCAAAUGGCACGAGCAGGCCUGGAAGCAACGAGUCACGACUCAACACUAUCGCCAAUUGGCAAUUGGGAUCACGGAAAAGCAUGUCAGGGAGAUCUUUGAACCAUUCAAUCGGCAUGACGAUCGGACGACGGCCGCAGAUUUCAAUGUAGUGUUUGCGUGGCAGAGCAGUCAUCGCCCAGUGCAGCGAAAUUAUACCUAUGGUCUGGACGGCGCUUUCCCCAACCAGCUACAACCUGCUCUACUUCGAGCGUAUGAGUGGGCAUCUACACGGUAG